UCGGCUCCCCACCCCCGCCACGUUCCGCGCAGUCUCUGACCUGGCGUCGCUGUGCGUGGUGCGCUGGCGGGAGCUUUGCAGGCGCGCGGCGCUGCGUCCGAGCUGCGUGUGGGGAACCAGGCGGUUUGGUGGAGAAUAAGGGACUGCAUACCAGCAUGGUCUGAUGGUUAAAACUGAAGACUUCAGCAUCAGAAGGCCCAUCUUCUAAACCUGGCACCAUUGGCAAUUGGUACUGUCACUGUAGAUUUCAUAGCAUCAACUGGAAUCAAUUUGUAUUUCAAAAUUGAAUCAACACAAAGAGUAGAUAUUGUGGAAUGACUAGCAAACAAGCGCUGUCAUACAACAACCAAGAAAGGGUCUUGUGUCAUAAUGGUGAAGUCCUUGUUUUCCAGUUGUGCACGAAAAAUUUUGCAGCUAAAGAACAUGAAAAAACACCUGUGUUACAAGUCCGAAGAAUGGUAUUUGACAUAGAAACAAGAACAUUUGUUCAGAAAUCCACAGGGAUCUUCAGAUUAAAUAAAGAAAAAAUCUCUGAUUUUAAAAUCACAUGUUGCAACUGUGUGUCAGAUUUCAGAACUGGGCUCAAUCUCCCUUACAUUAUGAUACAAAGCAAUAACGAUAGUACCGUUAUCCGAUACUUGUUACUAGUUCUUCACAGUACUAAUACAUUUGAAAAACGAUUGAGCUUUAAACUUGACCAUGAAUUGAAGGACAGCAUAAGGGUCCUUAAUGGCCCUUCAGUUUUAUGGCAAUAUGUCAAUACAGUCUUCAUUAUCUCAUCCAAAACUGGUAAUGUUGUUAGUGUCCCUGGCAUCUUCUCCUCUGUUAUGUGGGCAGGGGAAAUUGGAAAUCUAGGUACAGUGUUAUUGGGACUAAAGGAAUGCUGUUUUUCAGAGAAAAGAUCCCAACAGCCUUCAAUAGCAGAUUAUGAAAGUUGGAAUACCAAGUUUUGUUUCUAUGCUCUGGAAAGUAAAGAAAUACUAAGUGAUGCCUGUAUCAUCCCUGCUGCAUAUAGCAAUGUGACUUAUGUACAUGUCUGUGCAGCCAAGAUGGUCAAGAAUCAGUUACAUGUGUCUCUGCUUGCCCUGACUGAAAACAAUCAACUGGUUUCAUUCCAAAAUGGGACUCCUAAAAGUAUAUGCCAGCUUCCGUUUGGCGAUCCUUGUGCAGUUCAACUUAUGGAUUCAAGUGAAGAAAAGCUCUUUUUCAUUGUGUCAUUUAACUCCAAUGAUGCUUGUGCUGUUUGGGAAAACAACUUUCAGAUUACUGCUAAGUGGCAAGAAAUUAACUCAGUAUUGAUAGAUGACUUUGUGGGAACCGGAACUGAACAAGUGUUGGUGCUCUCUAAGAACUUGAACUCAGACUGCUUGAGUUCAUUUAUACUAACGGAUCUCGGCGAAAUAAACUAUUCAAGUGAACCAUUGGAUCUCAAUGAAGAUGCUGUAUUUGAAGGCAUGCAAGAUAAUCGUCGCUUGUUGAUUUCACCUCUUCGAGGAGAAGUGAAAGUUAUGUUUUCUGGUAUUUGGGAAUUAAAGAAGAAUCUCUUGCUGAAGGACAAAGUUAUCUCAAAAUCAUUCAAAGCUUUAUUGAGCAUAAUACAAAGGAAAGACAGUAACACAUCAGGUACAGAGGAGAAAGUUUGUCUUGUUCCUCUUUGGGGUGAAGAAGAAAACUGUGUCCCUUCCUCGGAUCAACAAAACUUGCUGGACAGUUUUCAAGAUUCCAAACAGCUAGUAAAGAAAAUAUGGUAUCGUGUAAUGGAUGAUAACUUGGUUGUUGGAGUGCAAACCACAUCUUCUUUGAAGGCGUCUCUGAGUGAUAUGACUUUAUCUCUGUUACUAGAUCAAGCCCAUCGUUCCGGCUUUCAGCCUGUUAAGUGUCAGAGCAAGGUGAUUAAGUUGAGUGGGAAUUCUUGCUCGGCCCCCCACUUAAUACCAUACCAAAUAGGAACAGAUGCAAAAAGGGCCAAGUUGAUUUUUUCUAGUGAGCCAGAAGAAAAGUUUGUUUGUAAAAAACCAUCCAAGAAAAGCAGUAUACAGCUAAUUACUGCUGUAACAUCCCUUUCACCACUGUUAGCGUUCAAUAAAUUCUGUUGUAUUGUGAUGUUGCAAAUUGGUACAAGCGAGCAGGAUAACUCCACUGAAGAUCGUUAUAUUUUGUGUGGCCAGCUUUGCUUGAAUCUAGAAGAUCUUUCAAAUAGGACAUGUUUGAUGACAUUUCCAAAGAAGAAACAUUUAGAGAACAUGGAGGAUCUUUUUGCGCUUCUUACAGUAAUGAACAAAUCUUGUUUUCAAAUCACAUCACCUGACUAUGUCCUGAAUAUGGUAAAGGUGUGGCUCUUAGAACACAUGAAUUGUGAAGUAAUCAAAGAUUUUCCUGAAAUGUGCUUUUGUAAAAGGCCUGGAAGUUUCUAUGGGACAAUCUUCAAGUGGAAGCAAACAUCACCAUUUGAAGGACUUUUAAUAGUCCAUUCCAGGAAUCACACAGUUUUGUUCCAAUGCCUUCAUGAUCUUAUUCAACUUCUCCCUGUAAACAGUUUCUUCAGGCGCUUAAGAUCAGAACAUGAAGAUUUCCUAAUUAAUCAUUUGGCCUUGACUGUGGAGAAGGAGCUGCUUCCCCUUGAUUCACUUUCUUCCAUUUUUACUAAGAUUGAAAGCAAUAUUUUGCAGAGCUGUGAUGAUGAAGAGCAAGAUAUUUAUCUGUGUAGGAAAGAACUUCAGAGAAAAGAUGGAAUAUUGAGAAAAUAUCAGAAAGUGGAGGGGGGUACUUUUUAUAGAAAAAUUCUUUUCAAAGUAGCUGAGUGGCAGUUAAAAUCAGACCUCACAGCACAGAAACUGACUCAUUUAUAACUUUUCACUUGGUCAUAUUCUAAAAUAGAUUUCUACUGCCAAAAACUCUUGGUCCCACUUGUUACAUAUGGCCUUUCUAAAAAUAGAUUGAGUUUUAGUGGAG
This is a messenger RNA of Ochotona curzoniae (black-lipped pika), 2952 nucleotides long. It is a transcript of the gene FANCB, whose product is annotated as FA complementation group B. The record is from RefSeq and is a predicted model, not a curated record. Gene Ontology annotation, biological process: replication-born double-strand break repair via sister chromatid exchange; negative regulation of double-strand break repair via homologous recombination; positive regulation of double-strand break repair via homologous recombination. Gene Ontology annotation, cellular component: Fanconi anaemia nuclear complex. The transcript is spliced from 12 exons. Lineage: Eukaryota; Metazoa; Chordata; Mammalia; Lagomorpha; Ochotonidae. The coding region runs from base 315 to 2849 and encodes 844 amino acids.